AUGCCGGUGCUCCCACUGCCUAACGGUAAUCCAGAUCCCACACCCAUCUACACCGACAACAACAACAAUAAUCAUAACAGCAAGAAGACCGCCUUCAAGGACAUGCUUCGACAACGACAGACCGCCCUUCGCAAUAACAGGAAUAAUGCGUCUUCCUCCGACACUCACUCACGACGGUCGGGGGCGUCUGCAGGCGGCGGCGGUAGUGGUGGUGGUGUUGUGCCGAAUUAUGGGGGCAGAGGCUAUUACCCGCCACCUCACCAGCACAUGCAGCAACAGCAGCAGUUCCAGCCACAGUUCCAGCCACAGUUCCAGCCACAGUUCCAGCCACAGUUUCAACCACAAAAUCAUCAUCAACAGCAUCAACAGCAUCAACAGCAGCAGCAGCAGCAACAGCAGCAGCCGCAUUAUGCAGAUCAGGAGAGGGGAAUAUCUCUGCAGUCGUUGCGCGAGGAAGCUUCGAAUCAGGGUCAAUGGCACCCGCCACCACAGCAGCAUCCACUGCAGCAACAGCAGCAACAACCCGUCGGUCAUAACACCUUCAACAGCAGCAACAACAGAGCGCAGCAUGUCAAUGGUGUCCAUGAUGCUCCUCAGGGUGGUAUCAUUAUCCACGGACUUGAGCAGUUAACAACACAGCGACAACAGCAGCAACAACAACACCAGUCGCAGGGAAGCGAGCCAGAGAUCUUCACCAAGAAUUGGAACCAAGGACAACAGUCCGGCAUAGAUACACAAGCAGUGAAAAAUAACAACAGCAAUCAUACCACUGGCCAGGACAGUAACAACAAGGGUGGCAGCCCAGUCAAUCAAGACGCCUAUGAUCUCCGCGAGAUGCUGCUCCAACAGCGGUCCUCGAACGGAAAGCGACAGAGUCAGGAUGAUAGCGGAGGACCUCCUCCCAAGAGCCAAGCCAAGGUCGCCAAGAACCAAGCCAAGGAUGCUCACAGGAACAGGGUAGAGGACCCUUCUUCGUCUUCUUCUUUGCAGAGCGGGCCAACAGGAAAUUCAGCCCCAUCGGGAGCACCCGAAUCGAAAAAGACAGCCAAGCAGCAACAGCAACCCUCCAUAACGCUCGUCACCUCAAGCUCUCUCGCUUCCUCCAUCUCAGCACCUCUCCUCAGCCCUACCACAACUCGGAUGAAAAGCACCACUUCCAGCAACGGCAACAACUUCCCGACGACGACGACGUCGAUAAAGCUGAGUGUCAUCAAUACCUCUGCAUCAUCAAAAUCCUCAGCAGCCGGAAUGUCCUCGGAAGGACUGCCACUCUCGACAAAGUUUAGCAAGAUCUCGUCGACAUCUCUGCCGUCAUCACCCAAGACUGGUACUACCACUGAUUACCCCACUGCACCUGUGUCGACGAAGCCAUCGCCCAAGUCUACACCUACUACGUCUGUGUCCGCUAAACCGGCAGCACAGCUCUCUGUCUCACAUGCAAGCGCUUCACCAACCUCCUCAAACGCCACAGCACCCGCCAAGCAAACUGAAUCGGGCGCCAAUGGCAGCAGCGCCUUUGACGGGAACAUUACUCGAGAGGAACAAUUGAGACAGCAGGUUCAGGCGACUCUCCAGAAGAAGGCUGCCAACCAGAGCGACAAGAAGAACGAGGUCAAGUCAGCACCCAUUAUCUUAUCGACAGCUCGCAAGGCGCAGCCGGAAUCGAAUAGUGAGGGCCAGACACAUCCAGCGAAGCGACCCAAAACUGGAAGCAGCAGCAUUAACAGCGGGAAAGAUGCCGUUGUGGGUCUCAGUCUGGAGGCGAUACGAGUUGAGCGUGCGGCGCUGGACGCUUCCGCGGCACUGACAACUUCUCCUGCCACCACGAGUACCACUUCUACUAGUGCUACUACCGGUGGAUCUGCUGUGACAGGUAAUUCAGGAGCAGGAAGCGGAGCCAAUGGUGGAUUGUCGUCACACGAGAGCAAUGCAAUGGCACCUCGUGACCGGAACCAAUCGUCUGAUCCCCAGUAUGGCCAAGUCAGCAAGGACAGUACCGAGGACAGGACAAAGGAGAGCAGUAGUUCAACAACACAUCAGGAAUCGAGCCGAGGACAGGACAGAUCUGAUUCGCGCAGCAGCACAUCUAAUCGGGAUCGGGAUGCAGGCCGAGAGUCGGACAGAAGCUAUACACGGAGGCAACCGUCGCCACGUUCGCAGGGCCGUGGAAGUGGAGGGUAUGACCGUGACGGAGAUCGCGGGUGGUAUGAUCGUGGUAUGGAUCGUGGAGGGAGCGAACGCUGGGAUGAUCGAGGAUAUGAACGGCGGGAUGAUAGGGGCGGUGGAUAUGGUCGUGGUGGUUACGAUUCUAGAGGGUAUGAGAGGGGAGGGGACUAUGGGUACAGUCGAUACGACGAUGUGAAGACGAGUGACAGGAGAAGGGAUGGGUCGAACGAUAGAGGAGCUAAUCGGUCAGGGGAUAGAUCAGGAACGGAUAGGACAAGCGACAGAGACAAGGCGGCUGCAGAUCGAGCACCUCCACCACUACCAACAUCGAGCGAUAAGAAGGAAACCAAGGGGAGUGAAAUUGAAAGUCGGGCAGAGCAGGGUCGUGACCAGCAGAAGCAGCAGCGGAGCAGCGACAAACCGGCGGCGGUUGACCGGGUAACGACAACAACGACAGGAAAGGAUGCUAACAGCAAAAACAGCGCAACUAAGAAGGACGGCGUACAAGUUGAAGGAGGGGCAGUGGCGGCGGUGACAGGAGUUGAUUCGCUAAAGAAUGUGGAUGUAGUCAUGACCGACGUCAAGGCUGAGCCGGUGACGCCUUCGUUGCCGCAGGCGCCUGAGGAGCCUCCAAUUCUCUUUGCUGCUGCAAACCGGUUGCAGGCUGAACUCAAUUCAUCACCAUCUGGCCAACCUCAGCAGCAACAGCAGCAGCAAGGGACAAGCGCUGCGGUGGACGCAGGAGUUACACUCGAUGACGAAGCGCCUAUUCUAUUUGCUGCUGCGAACAGGAUCCAACAACAACAACAGCAGCAGCAGAUUCAGCAGCAGAUUCAGCAACAGCAACAACAAGAACAGCAGCAACUAGAACAGCUCCAGCAGCUUCAACAGCAGCAGCAACAACAACAACAACAACGCGACCUCAACCAACAGUUGGAGAUCGAGGCACAGCAGCGCUAUCAGUCAAUGAAGGACGCUGCUACGAAGCAACUGGACGAUGAUGCUCCUAUUUUAUUCUCGUCUGCCAAUCGACUCAAUCAGGACCUGGGGUCGCCUAUCUUGUUCUCAGCUGCGAGUCGGAUGAUGAACAACGGGAUCCCUUCCUCGUCUGCGACAUUCCCUGGAAGCUUGACUACCCAACAUACCACCAAGCUACCCUCGCAGAUGUCCCUUGGUGUUGCCGGCCCCUCCCCGUUCAUGUUCUCUUCCUCGACCAUGGCGUCACAAGGCCCAGGACCUGGAUCCAUCUCAGCAGCAACAACACCCUCUAACCUUGGCCUCAACCACCAGAGCCAACCACCGCCAUCAUCCUCAUCGUCCUACUCACCAACCUACACCCCAACCAGCAGCUUCAACAUGGUCAUGACCCCACAGGGCGAGAUCGGCAAGAGCGACAUGUCGCUCGCCUUUGAAGUUAUGGACCGCUGCACAAUCGACCUCCUCCUCCUCCAACAGCGCUACGCAACCGUUACCUCCCGCCUCACAGAGGUCACUGCCAAAGCCCUCGAAUCUGACGCCCGCCUUGCUCAGCUUGGUGCACAGAUGGAACUGGAACUGAAGAUGAGUCGAGUCCAUCAUCAGAUGAAGAAUGGAUUUGAGCAGCAGCAGUUACCGGAUUUGCAAAGGAUGAUGAAGUCGACCCAGGAGUUGAUCUCGAGGUUGGGGCAUCUUUCGACCAGUGCAGCUGCAGGGUCUGCGACGGCGGUUGUUGUGCGGCCGCAGUUGAGGAUGGUGCCUGCUGUUACUAAUGGAGGUGGAGGAGUAGGAGCUGGAUCGACUGGAACUGGUAACCCUUCUGCGGUAGCCCUGGCGCUCGACAGGUUGGCGCAAACAGGACAUCACACCCUUUCUACCACAACAGCAGCAACAGCAGGAGCGGCAUCAACGGGCGAUUCACUUGGGGACGUGCGAUUCUCAGGAAUGGCAACCGUCAACAACAGCAAUACCAACAGCGGCAGCAACAUGGAUAUCGACAAUGGAAGCGAAGCCUCAUCCACCAGGAGUCCAGGAACAACAACAGGAGCAGCAACAGCACUCGGCACUGGUACUGUUUCAGCCUCAGCGACGGCUACGGCCAUGGCGACAGAAGAGACGGUGGUGGUGAUACGACCAUGCCUGUCGUUCAACAUUGCACCGAAAGGAUGUCGGUUCCGAGCCAGUAACCACCCUUGCCCUUACCUCCACACCUGUCUCUACUGUGGGUCUUCGAGCCAUGCUGUCAUGCAUUGCGAUUACACUUCGGCGGAACCUUCCCACGACAACUUUUUUCGAUAA
Molecule: messenger RNA, 4440 nt
Organism: Linnemannia hyalina
Lineage: Eukaryota; Fungi; Mortierellomycota; Mortierellomycetes; Mortierellales; Mortierellaceae
Source: the annotation of a GenBank genome assembly